CGCAGCCGUUUCGGCUCACCCCGCGUCGGCCCGAGAGCCCCGACGCCCCUGCCGUGUGAAUCUCCCCGCGCCGUCUCCAUAGAAAAACCACCCAGCCUUACCAUCACCCGCUUCGCCUCGAGGCCGCGAUGCGCUAGCGGCCUGGCGGUCCGCCUCGGGGAAGACCAGCGCUGCGGGCGAUGGGAGCUGGCCGCCCAGCCUUGCCGCGUCCAGCGGUGCCGCUGCUGCUGGCGCUGCUGCUCCUGGUGGGGCCAGCGGCAGGCGCAGUAUUCUCGCUGGAGGAGAGGUCGCCGCCCGCGAGCGCCACCGGCGUCGGCGCGUGGCAGCAGGUGAACGUCGUGGCGCACCCCCUGGAGUUUCGCGCGCCAGCCCCGCCGGCAGCGGGGGCGGCCGAGGCGCAGCUCUCGGUGUCCGCGGGCGCCUGGCUGACCGGCGGCGACGGGUGGGAGGGCAGGCUCUCCGGCCUCACCGCCCUCGGCUCGAACGGCCCGUCUGUGCGGCUCCUUGCGCUGUCCGACUCGGGCUUCUGGGUGCAGCUGACCGUGGACGUCGGCUCGGGCGCCCUGUCGGUCCACGAUGUGGAGCAGGCGCCGCUCCUGGAUACGCUCGGCAGGCCCAUGCACACCCUGGGCUACGGCACCGUGUUCGAGGGCGUAUCGCUCCACGGGGACGACCUCCUCGUCGCCACGGAGCCCACCCGCACAAGGGAGACCGACUACGCCGGAGCGGGCAGGCACACCUCUGGCGUCCUCCGCUACAGCCUGGCGGGCGUCCUGAGCGGCGGCGGCGGAGCCGCCGCGCGGGCAGCGCGCCCGCUGGGCGUCUGCACGGAGGAGGGCGGGCCGAGCGCCGAGGACGGCGUGGAGGCGCUCGUGCACCUGGGCGCCGAGCGGCUGCUGGCGAUCUGCGAGGCGGGGGGCAGAGGGUGGAUCGUCAACGGCAGCCUGAGCGGCGACAGGGAGGAGGUGGUGCUCCGCGUUCCAGACGGCUUCAGAGUCACAGGCGCGACGGUGGCCCCCGGCGCAAGCAGCAGCGCCGAUGGCUGGGACGUGCUGGUGCUCCUCGCGAAGUGGCAGGGCGAGAUCGAAGGCUACGGCCAGCACCUGCGCGUGGUGGAGCGCCGCCGCCUGGCGCGCAUGGGCAGCAGCUUCUCGGGCGGCGCCGCUGCCGGGGCGCGCCGCUGGGAGAUGCUGAGCACCGUGCCCCCCGUACUCGUGGAGAUGCGGUCGGAGGAUGGCUACCCUCUCGACAACGUGGAAGGCGUUGCCCUGGUGCGGACCAACAACGGCCGCGAGCUGGUCUUCGCGGUGUCGGACGACAACGGGGCGUCCUGCCAGCGCACGGUCCUGUUGAUGCUCGAGCCGGGUGCUGCCGGUGCUGCCCGUUCGGGUCCCAGACCAGGCGUGGGCUCGGGCCCGAUCGAGUACUGCGGGCCGCAGGGUGACGCCGACUUCGCGGCCAUGGUCGAGGAGUUCUGGUCGCCGCCCCCAAGCCUCGGCCGCCUGGUGGGCGCGGCCGUGUUCACACGGCACGGCGACCGAACGCCCCUGGCGGACCUGGAGGCCAGCGAGGGCGAGUCGGGCCCCGCCUGGCUCUGGGGCAGCAGCUGCAGCAGGUACUUUGCCGCCGGCACGCCCCUGAAGUCGCUCAGGCAUUGCGCGACGGCCUGGACGCCGCCGCCGCCCUCGUUCCGUCUCGACUACAGGCCGGGCGUGGGCUCGCAGACGUUCAAGGACACCCUGACCGAGCUGUCCGAGGCACUGCGCGGGCCCAGCGUGCUGGUCAACGCGGGGCAGCUGACCCUGUUGGGCUCCCACCAGCUGCGGCGCGUCGGCGCGCUGUACGGCCGGCGCUACGCCGCACUGCGGCCGGGGCUCUCGGCCAUGGUGGCGCGGAGCACGCCUUUCAACCGCACGGUGCUGAGCGCCUCGGCCUUCAUCGCGGGGCUGCGAGAGGGCGCCCCAGGCUCGGUGCCCGAGGCGUUGGCGUUGCGGGUGGAGCCGCGGCUGACCGUCACGUUUUCUCCGCCCGAUGACGCUGCCGUGGCGCAGGGCUACGGUGUCGACACUCACGAGGCCUCGAGCCAACUCGACUCCACCGCGACGGAGCUCGCGCAGCUGCUGGGCAUCCCGAGGGACCUCUUCGACAAAGCCUCGGAUCCGCUGCACGACUGCCUGGAGGUCUCCGCCUGCUGGGGCAAGUCCUGGGCCUGGCCAGGCCUGCUGCAGGACGCGUCGGUGCGCGAGGAGCUGCUGGAGUACAAGAAGGCCGCCUGGCGGCGCAGCUGCGAGGAGCGCCCCAACGGCUCCGCGCCGACGCUCUGCCAGGUGAUGACGCGGGCGGUGCUCUCGGAGGCGCUCGCGGACAUGGAGGGCGGCCGCCUCGGCUACUUCUCCGGCCACGACAGCACGCUGCUGCCCCUGUUCUCUGCGCUCGGGCUGCCCAGCGACCACCCCUUCCCGCCGCUGGCGGCGCACCUGGCCCUGGAGCUGUACGAGGACGGCCACGGCCAGCGCAGUGUCGCCGUGGUGCUCAACGGCCGGCUGCAGCGGCCCGAGCGGUGUGCCGCGGGCACCUGCACCCCGGACGAGCUCCGCGGCGGCUUCGUGCCACGCUCGCCGGGCUCCUCCUCCCGGGCGCCGGGGCGGGGGCCCGCCGUGCGCGCGCCGCUCUGCGUGCUCGCUUUCAUCCUGUCCGUCGCGCUGGUGCACUGAGGAGACUCGUCCUCUCCUUCCUCUUUUGUCUUGAGCAAGCUGCAAGGCACACACCUGGAGCUUAAGUGAGCGGCGGCCGCGGCCGCCGCGACAAGGCAGUGCGAGCCUCCUUGAACUCGAUGCCGAAUUCUUGGAGGACAGCUGCAAGUCAGGCGUCUGGCCUCUCACCAAAAGGCCUGCUG
This is a messenger RNA of Prorocentrum cordatum, 2896 nucleotides long. The record is from the annotation of a GenBank genome assembly. NCBI's taxonomy places the organism in Eukaryota, Dinophyceae, Prorocentrales, Prorocentraceae.